GUCGACUGCGGGGUCCCCUACCGGUGCUGUCGCAGAUCUGGAAGAUGCCCGACUGCAGGACGCUGUAGACUGGCAGAUUUUCGGAGACUCGUACUCCGGUUUGAAGCAUCGAUACUUGCACACACUGUCACCUUGCCGGGCCCGACCCAACGCCCCCACUUCACGCGCUGUAAGCACCCUGAUAUGGCGCACACUCUCCUCGGGCUCGCGGCCUGUCUGGCUCCUUGGCGAAUCCCGGAGCGAGACAUAGAGCCAUGUUCAGAGGUUGCUGGCAGUCCUCUGCCCGCUUGGCCUAUCGAUCUAGAGAAAAUGCAAGAGAAGUUCUUCAAGAUCUCGAAAUCUAGUAUGUCCGACGAGGAGGUUGAACAGGAAGCCAUCAAGCUGUGGAAAGAGACCAUCGACGAGGAGAUCGAGCGUUCGCUCGUGGCGGAGCAUUAUACGAAAUCAGGAGCAGCUCCAGCUCGCAUGGAACGACAUUGUGCUCGCAUGGAAGAGAGUCCAUUUUUCCAUCCCCUGUUUGAACCGGGACGAGGAGUUCAAGCGGCUCUUAGAGAUCCUGAAAGACGAGCCGUGGGCCGCAGAGAAGACCGACGACGACUUCAUCCCCUCCCCCGCCAGGUCCCCCCCCCGUCCCCGCCAGCGUACGGGACCACGACGUGCCCUACGUGCUCGGCUGGGCCCGCUGCAACCCCAAAGCCUGGCUCUUCAUAUUCAUGCAGGCGCUCUACGCCGUGUCCGGCAAACAGAACGAGCGAGUGGUCGAGAGCGGCCUGCAGGUGCUGCGGGGCCACUCCCGCUACGAGCACAUCCACACCCUCUUCGGGGUGCGCCUAGACACGAUGCUCUGGGCGGACGACUUCGGGGGCAUGAUGUACGAGCGGCUGCCCAUUGCCGAUCUCCUGGUGAUCGCGUGCACGGGCGACGAGUUCUACUACUACCGCAGGCCGACUGUGUCGCAGUACGCGUGGCUGAAGAAGCUGCUCGGCGAGCCGAAGUGGUACCGGUACUACCCCUGGUCGCGGAGGCAGUUCGAUGCGGACGCGUUCAUGGUCUAGGGCACUGCCUUGCUGAAG
Trametes versicolor FP-101664 SS1 is the source of this 1073-nucleotide messenger RNA. RefSeq lists its product as uncharacterized. The transcript has 6 exons. The record is from RefSeq and is a predicted model, not a curated record. The coding region runs from base 714 to 1055 and encodes 113 amino acids. Lineage: Eukaryota; Fungi; Basidiomycota; Agaricomycetes; Polyporales; Polyporaceae.